AUGAAUAGCAAGUCUAGCAACCUUCAAAGUGUCAACACCAUCUAUCUUUCAGUGGGGAAUCCAUUUCAGGUCGAAAACCGGUCAUGGCAGCCGCAGGCGGUGGCUCGGCUGUUCAGAGACCAGUCAUUUGCUCUGAUUGAUGUGGAAGACGACCAAGAGCUUGAGCGCCUCGAACAAAUACUUGAAAUGAGCGACAGUGACGAUGUCAAUGCCAUGGGCUGGUGGCACACGGAAGCCGUUACGAGGCUACAGGGCAUAAUUCGACCUCCAGCCGAAAAGAUGAAGGCUUGGAGAGAUGCCAGGCUGCUCCUCUCAAAGGGAUGGAUGUCGCAUCGUUAUCCAAUGUUGCCGCUGGCUGAGAGCUUUUUGGAUCAGAUGAGCCAAGAAGAGGCUGAGAAGCUAUAUCCCCAACUACCCACCGUCAGAUUGGUGCAGACAUUCGAGCUAACACCCGUCUCCCGGUUUACGAAACGGCAUAUGCAAGAAGAUAUCAGAGGCUGA
Messenger RNA from Trichoderma gamsii, 501 nucleotides. RefSeq lists its product as hypothetical. The coding region runs from base 1 to 501 and encodes 166 amino acids. Lineage: Eukaryota; Fungi; Ascomycota; Sordariomycetes; Hypocreales; Hypocreaceae. The record is from RefSeq and is a predicted model, not a curated record. The transcript has a single exon.